CGCGGAUUUAUAAUCAGGCGCUGUGUGGCCACCUUAAUGGAACAGAAACAUUUGGGGUCCUUUUGCUUCACGUGCGCUGUUUGCCAACGUGAGGAACCAUGCCUAAGUCAAAAAGAGACAAGAAAAUUUCGUUAACGAAAACCACAAAGAAAGGAUUGGAGUCAAAGCAGAAAUUAAUAGAGGAGUUACGAAAAUGCGUGGACACGUACAGAAAUCUGUUCAUAUUUUCUGUUGAAAAUAUGAGGAAUAACAAGUUAAAAGACAUCCGGACUGCAUGGAAGCACAGCAGAUUCUUCUUCGGCAAAAAUAAAGUCAUGAUUGUAGCGUUGGGGAAAGGAAGUUCAGAUGAAUACAAAGACAAUUUGCACAAGGUCAGCAAGUUUCUGCGUGGGGAAGUUGGUGUACUCUUCACAAACAAAACAAAGGAGGAAGUCCAAGAAUACUUCAGUCAUUUCAAAGAGGUGGACUUUGCCCGUGCUGGAAACCAAGCUCAGAUGGACAUAACGCUGGAUGAGGGACCUCUUGAGCAGUUCCCGCACUCGAUGGAGCCUCAGCUGAGACAGCUGGGUCUGCCCACCGCCCUGAAGAAGGGAGUGGUAACGCUGCUGAAAGACUUUGACGUUUGUAAAGAAGGAGACGUCUUAACUCCGGAGCAGGCUCGGAUUCUGAAACUCUUUGCCAUUGAGAUGGCAGAAUUCAAAGUACAGAUCAAAUGCAUGUGGAAUUCCGAAACAACAGAAUUCCAGGGUUUGGCUGGUGAGGAGGAACCAGUGCAGGACGAUGAAGAUGAUGACGACGAUGCAGAGUAGACGUUUACUUUGGGGUCAUUCUUGUCUGCGGGACAUUUUACCAAAUUCUAUUCUUGGUAAAUGUGUAAUAUACACAUAUUUCAGCCUGAACUUCUCUCCUUUUUUUAAAUUUCAUUCUCUGAAAACAGUCGACUUUCACUUUUGGACUUCAUUGUUAGAAAAUGGUUCUGUCAUCAUGUUCAUGCAAAUGGAUUUUCUAAUAUGAUUAACAUAUUAAUAAAUGUUUCACCAAUUCUCAUGUACCACA
Oryzias melastigma (Indian medaka) is the source of this 1056-nucleotide messenger RNA. It is a transcript of the gene mrto4, whose product is annotated as MRT4 homolog, ribosome maturation factor. The transcript is spliced from 8 exons. Gene Ontology annotation, cellular component: preribosome, large subunit precursor; nucleolus. Lineage: Eukaryota; Metazoa; Chordata; Actinopteri; Beloniformes; Adrianichthyidae. Gene Ontology annotation, biological process: rRNA processing; ribosomal large subunit biogenesis; ribosomal large subunit assembly. Gene Ontology annotation, molecular function: RNA binding. The record is from RefSeq and is a predicted model, not a curated record. Bases 99 to 809 code for a protein of 236 amino acids.